Candidozyma duobushaemuli is the source of this 1920-nucleotide messenger RNA. RefSeq lists its product as uncharacterized. Gene Ontology annotation, biological process: protein import into nucleus; ribosomal large subunit biogenesis. The record is from RefSeq and is a predicted model, not a curated record. The transcript has a single exon. Bases 1 to 1920 code for a protein of 639 amino acids. NCBI's taxonomy places the organism in Eukaryota, Fungi, Ascomycota, Pichiomycetes, Serinales, Metschnikowiaceae.
AUGGGAAAGUUGAGGAAAGGAAGAAGAUCCCAAAAAUCGAGAACGAAUCCUGUUGCUCGUAAGGAUGGUUCAUCGAAACAGGACAUAAAGGAUGAGAAUACCAGACAAAACAAGAUCGUCCCUUUGAUCUCGAAGUUAUCAUCCUCAGCUCCAAAUGACAGAUCCGUAGCACUCAGUGCUAUCAUGGUUCUCGCCGAAGAUGCGAGGAUGAGAAGACUUCUUCUCAAAGAGCGUCUUGUGACUACAUUAUUGGAGCAGACCCUCAAUGAUCUGAAUGAUGAGAUCGUGGUUGAGCUGUUCGGCCUUUUGAGGAACUUAACAAUUGAGGAAGGACAUGAGGUGGCCAAACACUUGUGGCGGUCUAACAUUUGGGCUGCAAUUGAAAAAGGGCUCGAAAAGAUCGAGAAAUCUUUCGAGUUCAUCGACAACAAUCUGGAGAAGAAGAUGGAGAAGAAAAGGGCACUUUUGUUGUAUGAUUUCACAGAGAAUCUUUUGUCUCUCGUUGUUGCUAUUGCAGCAAGUUCUGAAGAAUUAUACGGACAUAUCUGCAGCAAGAUGGACAGGAUUCUUCCGCUUACAGUUUCGUUGGUUGCGUUCAAUACCCCAAAACUCAGGACUUCUCUCAAGCUAUUCAAUGCGCUUUUGGAUCUCCUCUAUGAAUUUGCAUCGGACUCUUCCGACUUUAUCGUGGAGCUUGUCAAUAACACAAAUUUCUCCCUAAACGCAUUAGAAAGUGCAUUACAAGAUCCUAUCCAUGACAAAAACCAUUUGGGAAAAGUUUAUGUGGAAGGUCUUCGAUUCCACAUAUACGAGGUAGACCCUGAAGCCAAGAAAGAAGUCAGUAAAGAGAAGGCGUGUCUUUCUAUACUUGGAAACAUAUUUCACACUAUCUCAGGCACGAACCUUGAUGAGAUACACAAACAGUUAAACACGACCGACACCGAGCCAGUGCAGAAGGAUAACCGCGACAAGAAGGAGGAGAAGCCUCAGGAUAUUGACGUGCCUUUUGGUGGAGUCAGUCCUGAGAAGGCUCAAGCUUCUGCAGAUCUACAGGCUAUUGAUGUGACGAUCGAUCUUUUCACAAGCUUGUGUGAAUAUCUCGCAAUUGACGAAGGUUCUAUGGAAGCCCUGGUUGUUUUGGGAGAGGAAGUCAGAUCGUUUCUUUUAGACACCGCGUUUGCAUCAUGUUUACAUUUGUUAAAGUUUGACCACGAACAUGGUUCUGGCUUAGGCCUUACAGGGAAGGUGUUAGUAGCACUCAACAAUCUCAGCUGGCUUUUUGUUACAAGCAAGGAAACUCCAGUUUCGUGGUACAAUUGUGCUUUGGAGCUCUGGGAUUCUAUCGAAUGUGUGUCAGACAGUGCAGACAUUGAUACCCAAAGACUUUGCCUCAAUAUUUUCUGGGCUCUCAGCAAAUGCCUCGGUUCGGACGUACAGAGAAAAGUGAGACCCGAAAUAGUCGACAGUUUGCUAAACAAAUGCCAAGAUGUGAUUGGGAACGCUACGCAGCAAGAUGAUCCUGCAUUGGCGUAUGAGUUUGUAUUGUCUAGCAUCGGCUUUAUGGGGACAUUGGCACAAACUAUCGGCAAUAUUCAGACUACGAGGGCCAUCGGUGAGUUCCUACUUGGGGCAAUCGACCACUUCUCACAAGGGGCAGGUCAGCAAACGCAAGCAGUGGAAAUUGUUGUGGAGAGCUUGGACCAAAUUUAUGAUAUUUUUGGGGAUGCCGAGUAUGAGUAUGACCAGCCUGUAUUUGUCGAGGGCGGGUUUCUAACACGGUUAGAAACCAUCGAACCAACCGUGCGCAAUUGCUACAAGCGCAUCGACAAGCACCGGGAACCCGAGCUUCGGGCCCGUGCAGAAGAAGCAUGGACUAAUUUGAGCCGCUUCACAGAGUACAAGCGGCAUGAAAGGUUGUGA